AUGAAUUUAAAGAAAAUUGAAAGUGAAGUUGCUCCAAAACGUUUGAAUUUUGUCAGUCUUUCACAAAAUGAUGAGAUCAAGGUCAAGUAUAACGUUGAAGUACUGAAUCGUUGUCAGUUAUUGACAAAAGAUGUAUAUAAACUUAAAUAUGAAAUAUUUAAAGAUGCCCUCAAAGAAUCAGCAAAAAAUGUUAUACCUGUGAAGAAAACAAGAAAAGAGGCAAAGGAGAAAUGGUUAAAUGACAAGUGCGAAAUCAUUGAAAAGAUCAAAAACGGUAAUACAAAUGCAAUGUAUAAAAACAUCAAAGAAAUCACUGGAAAUAGAGCUUGUGCCAUUUCUGGAUGCAUAAAAGCUAAAUCCGGUGAAGUAAUCUUAAAGAAAGAAAAAGUACUUAAAAGAUGGACUGAAUUUAUUAACGAUCUUUUUGAUGAUAUCCGUGGUGUAAAGCCUCCUAUUAAAAAAAAACGUAGAAGGACCAAAGAUGCUUAG
This is a messenger RNA of Helobdella robusta, 489 nucleotides long. RefSeq lists its product as hypothetical. Lineage: Eukaryota; Metazoa; Annelida; Clitellata; Rhynchobdellida; Glossiphoniidae. The transcript has 2 exons. Bases 1 to 489 code for a protein of 162 amino acids. The record is from RefSeq and is a predicted model, not a curated record.